AUGAGAUUGAAGUUGAUUUUGCCUGGUGUGGUUUCGGAGAAUCAGAGUGCUUUUGUCCCGGGUCGUCUUAUUACUGAUAAUGCUCUUAUAGCUCUGGAAAUGUUUCACACGAUGAAGAAUAGAAGCAAAGGGAAACGGGGUACGAUUGCUCUUCAACUUGAUAUGAGUAAGGCGUAUGAUAGAGUUGAAUGGGGCUUUUUGAGAAAGUUGUUGCUCACUAUGGGAUUUGAUGGUCGAUGGGUGAACUUGGUUAUGCAAUGUGUGUCUACAGUGAGAUACUCUUUUGUUAUUAAUGGAAGAGUAUGUGGUGACGUGGUUCCUUCUCGUGGAUUACAUCAAGGGGACCCUCUCUCCCCUUAUCUGUUUAUUCUGGUAGCAGACGCACUUUCUUUUAUGCUGCAGAAUAGGGUUCAAAGAGGGGAGCUUCAUGGAGCCAGAGCUAGUCGCAGGGGUCCUACUGUUUCUCAUCUUCUUUUUGCAUAUGACAGUCUCCUUUUUGCUAGAGCCAACCGACAAGAAUGCGAAACCAUUGUUGAUAUUCUCAACCAAUACGAAGUUGCAUCCGGGCAGAAAAUUAAUUAUGAAAAAUCGGAGGUUUCUUUUAGCAAAGGGGUUCGACAGGAGCAAAAAGAUGAAAUUAUGAGUGCUUUGAAAAUGCGACAGGUUGACAGACAUGGCAAGUAUCUUGGCAUUCCCACCGCUGCUGGGAGAUCGAAAAAAGCAAUUUUCGGGGCUCUUUUGGAUAGAAUUUGGAAGAAACUUCAAGGUUGGAAGGAGAAGCUUUUUUCCCGGGCCGGGAAGGAAACUCUUCUCAAAGCGGUCAUUCAAGCCAUCCCGACUUACUUGAUGGGGGUCUAUAAAUUCCCUUGCUCGGUUAUUGAUAAAAUAGCGAGCGCAAUGGCUAGAUUUUUUUGGGGUCAGCAAGGUGCUCAACGCAAGAUUCAUUGGCAGGCUUGGCGGUUAGUGCAUAAGGAGGACUCCCUCCUUAGCAAGGUUAUGAAGGCGAAAUACUAUCCAAAUUGCUCCUUCCUUGAUGCGGCUCUUGGCUAUGGGGGAAGUUACACUUGGCAAAGUAUUUGGAGUGCUAAAGCUUUGGUGAAAGAAGGGUUGAUUUGGAGAAUUGGGACGGGUUCGCAAGUUAAUAUUUGGAAUGAUGCUUGGCUUGCGGAUGAGCAUGGAAGUUUGGUGACAACGAGCGAAAAUGGAGGUCUCUCUCAGGUUAGUGAGCUUAUAAAUUUUGACAAUAUGGAAUGGAACACCGAAUUGAUUGCCAGUCACUUUAAUGAGAGAGAUCAAAAAUGUAUCUUGUCCAUUCCGUUGAGUUUGAGGGGUCCAAAGGAUGUUCUUACUUGGGCUUUUUUGAUGGACGGUUUGUACUCCACCAAAACUGCUUAUAUGCUUGGGAAGGGGUGUAAUUUUGAUGACUUUCAUCAAGUAUGGAGGGAAGAGGAAUCGAGUGCCCAUGCUUUUUUCUACUGUGUUCGAGUUCAAGAGUUGUGGAAGGACAGUGGCUGCUUGGAGCUGUUCGAUGUGAGUGUGAUGAAUGAUCCAUGUGAGUUUCUUGCUAGCUGGAAAAGAGGAAGCAUCAAGAAGCAGCAACGUGCGGCUUUCCUUGCUUGGUGUAUAUGGGGCGAGAGAAAUCAGAAAGUCUUCAGUGAUAAAACUACCCCCAACCCUGUUCUUUUAGCACGAGCAAUCAGGCUAAGUGAGGAGUAUGGUUUGUAUAGCAAGAAGGUGCAUGUGAGCUUUGCAAAGUCUAAAACUCGCAGCAAGAAUUCCUGGACAGCUCCCCCCGAUGGAUUCAUUAAGAUCAAUGCGGAUGCCUCUCUCUCGGAGGAUGGUUGGGUGGGGUUAGGCGUGGUGGCUCGGGACAGUGCUGGAAGUGUGGCUUUUGCUGCAACUCGGAGAUCAAAGGCGUGGUGGCCACCGGAGAUAGCAGAGGGCAAAGCCAUCUGUAUGGCUGUUCGUUUGGCCAAGAGUCACGGAUAUAAGGAUGUGAUAAUCGAGUCCGAUUGCCAAGUACUUAUUGAUCGUCUGUCGAAGGCUACGACUUUCUUUUCUGAUCUUGAUAAUGUGUUAGAAGAUGUUUUGUAUUUAAGUUCUUUCUUUAAUUCUUGCUUUUGGGCUCAUGUUAAAAUAGGUGGCAAUGUAGCUGCUCACCAUCUAGCUAAGCUUCGUCCUUUCGGUGUAGAACAAACUUGGGUGAAUCAUGUUCUUAUGGAAAUUUCACCCUAUGUAUUCUCGGACGCUUUGUCCAUUCGCUAA
Chenopodium quinoa (quinoa) is the source of this 2265-nucleotide messenger RNA. RefSeq lists its product as uncharacterized. The transcript has 3 exons. NCBI's taxonomy places the organism in Eukaryota, Viridiplantae, Streptophyta, Magnoliopsida, Caryophyllales, Amaranthaceae. The coding region runs from base 1 to 2265 and encodes 754 amino acids. The record is from RefSeq and is a predicted model, not a curated record. Gene Ontology annotation, molecular function: nucleic acid binding; RNA-DNA hybrid ribonuclease activity.